This is a messenger RNA of Anopheles nili, 833 nucleotides long. RefSeq names its product TM2 domain-containing protein almondex (gene amx). The record is from RefSeq and is a predicted model, not a curated record. NCBI's taxonomy places the organism in Eukaryota, Metazoa, Arthropoda, Insecta, Diptera, Culicidae. Bases 1 to 765 code for a protein of 254 amino acids. The transcript is spliced from 4 exons.
AUGUUGAGCAGUCUGCUACAAGGGCGAUGUAUACGGUUAAACUGGAAAUCGGUGGUGUUUUUAAUGAUGUCCCUCAUCCUGUCACAUGUGAGAAUCAUUCAAUCAUCCGUCAAUUCCAACAAUCCUGAGGUUACGCCUACUAAACUUGAGAAAGUCAGCUCCGACACGGAUCGCUCAGUUGUAACCAUCAACUCCGGCUCCAAAUCAUCCUCCGAUUCUAGUCACUGCCCUAACGACACCUUAUGUACAGAUCUUCCUAACUCCUGCCUACAGUGCACGUACGUUCCGCAAUGCACGUAUGGCGCAGAAAUCAACGUAACCUGCGUACCAAAAACGAACGUAAACUGUCACGUGGACAAGCUGAAAACCACUAGCCAGAACGAGAUCAAGCGGUCCAUGGUCUGUCGGUACUGCUACCAAACGGAACGCUGGGAGCACACCUGCGAACAGAAGGGCGGUUGCAACUCGAUCGAUUCGCAGUACAAAACCAACUGCACCGUGCAUCCGGAGAUGCUGUGCAUGGGGCACCGGACAUUCAUGAUGAAGAUCCCAUGCAACUGGACUCAGGGCUACCGGUGGGCAACGACGCUAAUCGUGAGCAUUACGCUGGGAGGCUUCGGUGCGGAUCGGUUCUUCCUCGGCCACUGGCAGGAGGGCAUCGGCAAGUUGUUCAGCUUCGGUGGGUUGGGCGUUUGGACGUUGAUCGAUGUGCUGCUCAUCUCGUUGCACUAUCUUGGUCCCGCCGACGGGUCACUCUACAUAUAAUCUUGAUCCACCGCGUGAGUGCGUAGACGCUAACUACUAAGGCCAAAUUGUGAUACGACGUGUUACUG